CACACACCACCACGUUCAUCGGCAGCCCACGGUCGCGGCCGCCACAGUAUAUAAGGCGUGAGUGAGCGAGGCAAAGCAGACAGUGACCUGCUCCUCCUCUCGUCGCCAACAUGAUGAAGCUGCUGAUUGUGUGCGUGGUGGUGGUGGCGGCGGUGGCGGCGCCCACCUACAACACGCCCAUCCCCAUCCUGAAGGACGACCGCACCCAGAACGCAGCCGGCGAGUACUCCUUCAACUUCGAGACAGGCAACGGCAUCGUGCGCAGCGAGUCCGGCUACCAGGCUGACGGCCAGGAGAACUCCGGCGCCUUCAGCUACACCAGCCCCGACGGCACGCCCGUGGCCAUCUCCUUCACGUCUGGCGCCGGCGGCUACCAGCCCGAGGGCGCCGUGCUGCCCGUGGCCCCAGCGCUGCCCUACCAGCGCUCCGACACCUUCGUGCACUAGACGCCCACACUCACGCCCACGCCCACCAACAACAGCCUUGCCCCUCCAUCUCUUCACCUCACCUUUCCACCUCUUCCCACCUUUCCACAGGCUUCCCUCCCUCUUCAUCUUUCCAUCUUUCCAUCUCUCCACCUACUCCACUUCUUUGUCUCCUCAUCUCCCUUCCUCUCCACCUCCUCCACCUCUCCAUCUCUUUACUCCUCACCUUCCGACCUCUCCACCUCCUAAAUCACCCUCCUAUCCAUAUCUCCUCCUCCUUCUGUCCCCUCUCUACCUUUCCAUCUCUCCACUUCUCCACCACCUCAUCUCUCUACUUCUCUACCUCCCCCACCUCACCCUCCACCCCUCCAUCUUUUCACUCCUUAUCUUCCCACCUCUCCACCUCCUAAAUCACCCACCUAUCCAUAUCUCCACCUCCUUCUCUCUCCUCUCUAUCUUUCCAUCUCUCCACCUCCCCACCUCCACAUCUCCCCACCUCCUCCACCUCCCCCUCCGUCUCUCAUCUCUACACCGCUUCUUUUCCUCCCAUCCAUUUCUCCAUCUCCACACCCUCCUCCACCUCCCCCUCCCCUCCCUCAGGCACACCAGCAGAACACUAUUUAUUGUCGUCCUCGCGGCGGCCUCGCUCUCUUGUUUCUCUGAGUGUAAAUAAACAAUGAAGGA
Scylla paramamosain (green mud crab) is the source of this 1109-nucleotide messenger RNA. RefSeq names its product endocuticle structural glycoprotein SgAbd-2-like. Gene Ontology annotation, molecular function: structural constituent of chitin-based larval cuticle. Lineage: Eukaryota; Metazoa; Arthropoda; Malacostraca; Decapoda; Portunidae. Gene Ontology annotation, cellular component: chitin-based extracellular matrix. Bases 111 to 446 code for a protein of 111 amino acids. The transcript has 3 exons. The record is from RefSeq and is a predicted model, not a curated record.